AUGGCUGAUAACGAGUCUCUAUCGUCUGAGUUGACCAGGAUCGAUGCUGCCAUGCACAAGAUUAAGAAUCUGCGUCCUACCUUCUUCACACUUGACGACCUUGAUGCAGAACUGGUCUCUAUGACCAUGGUUCGUGCUCUGCCCACCUUCUACUCCCAUUUCGCCUCGUCCUUGCAGCUACUCGACAAACUCGACAAGGACACACUCCAGCUGCCUUCAUUAAUGAGGAGGCCCUUUGCACUCGCUCCAGCACGCCAGGAACAACAGCUGUCCUGUCUGCUUCAACGUUUCAGUCUGUCAAUAUCGGUCACCUUCAAGUGCAGUGCAUUCGCUAUGCAUGCAUGA
Phanerochaete carnosa HHB-10118-sp is the source of this 345-nucleotide messenger RNA. RefSeq lists its product as uncharacterized. The record is from RefSeq and is a predicted model, not a curated record. The transcript has 2 exons. NCBI's taxonomy places the organism in Eukaryota, Fungi, Basidiomycota, Agaricomycetes, Polyporales, Phanerochaetaceae. The coding region runs from base 1 to 345 and encodes 114 amino acids.